CGUAAAAUCGACAGUCUACUUUAAAAGCUCCAGCGCUUCCAUAGGCCGAAGUAUUCAUAAUUUGCCAGCUUGACAUUUACUUUCUUUGCUUGAAUAGCUUCUUUGAUUGAUUCCCGCAAUACAUAUAGCGAUAAAAUCCACCAGCGCUUCAAGGAUGGAGACUACCGCAAAGAAAGUGUUGCUCACCUCCAAUGGUAACGAGGUGUCUGAGAAUAUCGCUUUCCGUUUAGCCAAACAGGGCUGCAGGUUGGUUUUGAUGGGCAACGAGAGCUGCCUUCGACGAAUAGCCGAAAAGAUAAAUGGUUCGCUGAAGGGUGUCGCGCCGGUGGAGGUGGUUGGCGCAGAUAUGGAGGAUGACAGGGAGGGUGCCUUCGAGGAGGCAGUGGAUAAGGGAUGCACGAUAUUGGGAAAGCUAGAUGCUUUUGUACACUGUUAUACGUACGAAGGAAAGAUGCAAGAGCCUCUUGAACUAAAAGAAGACGAGUUCAAAAAGAUAGUGAGGAUAAAUUUUAUGGCUCCAUGGUUUCUGUUAAAGGCGGUUGGGAGAAGAAUGCGGGACUAUAAAUCUGGAGGUUCCAUUGUGUUCUUGACCUCGAUAAUUGGUGCUGAAAGAGGGCUUUAUCCAGGGGCUGCUGCAUAUGGUUCAUGUUUGGCUGGACUGAAGCAGUUAGUCAGGGCAUCAGCUAUGGAGAUUGGAAGAUACCAGAUCAGAGUGAAUGCAAUCGCCCGUGGCCUGCACAUUCAAGAUGAAUUUCCAGUGUCAGUGGGGAAAGAGAGGGCAGAAAAGCUAGUGAAUAACGCUGCGCCGAUGAAGAGAUGGCUUGAUCCAAACAAUGAUCUGGCUUCGACUGUCAUCUAUUUAAUAAGUGAUGGGUCACGAUAUAUGACUGGUACCACCAUAUUUGUUGAUGGAGCACAGUCUCUCACAAGGCCGAGGAUGCGUUCUUAUAUGUGAUUCUCAUGAUCUCUGGUAAUAGAAUGGACAGACCUAAAACAAAUAAUUGUGCAUUGACCCCAUUAGAGUUGAUGAGAUUGUGUUCCAUAGAGAAAAUAUUGACAGUCACCGGAUAAAUAUUGCUGAGAAAAAUUGAUGAAAUUUACAAGCAGCAGCUUAUUCUUUUGUCGAUAAUUGCAGAUGAACUGUUGACAAGUGAAAUGAUCAAAAUACAUCAUGUUGUCUACUAAA
Messenger RNA from Juglans microcarpa x Juglans regia, 1186 nucleotides. Its product is annotated as 3-oxoacyl-[acyl-carrier-protein] reductase FabG. The transcript has 4 exons. Lineage: Eukaryota; Viridiplantae; Streptophyta; Magnoliopsida; Fagales; Juglandaceae. The record is from RefSeq and is a predicted model, not a curated record. The coding region runs from base 155 to 955 and encodes 266 amino acids.